Molecule: messenger RNA, 1992 nt
Organism: Neocloeon triangulifer
Lineage: Eukaryota; Metazoa; Arthropoda; Insecta; Ephemeroptera; Baetidae
Product: zinc finger protein 43-like
Exons: 2
Coding region: 186-1952 (588 amino acids)
Biological process (GO): regulation of transcription by RNA polymerase II
Cellular component (GO): nucleus
Molecular function (GO): zinc ion binding; DNA-binding transcription factor activity, RNA polymerase II-specific; RNA polymerase II transcription regulatory region sequence-specific DNA binding
Source: RefSeq, a predicted model, not a curated record
CGCUCUCCUCCCAUUUUAUACUUCUUGCAGGCGACCCACCCGACUCGACGCAAAGCAAACGCAAAAACUGCUGCGGUGAGCCGACCGAUCCGCCAACAAACAGAUUUUAAAAACUGCACGAAAAGUACUUUACGUCUUGAACCCAUACACAUACUUUUUGGAUAUCUACAUCUCUGUUGUCCAAGAUGUCAAAAGGUUACAAAUCUGUGCCUUACAACGAACUGUGCCGCUUGUGCUCCCAAAUAACAACUAAACGCUUUGACAUUUUUGGCGAGGAGUGCCGAAUACGUGGUCUGGCCAAGAGCAUUAAGAAGCUAUUGUGCAUCAAUGUUUCCGAGAUCGACCCCCUGCCAAAGACCAUUUGUUCAUUCUGCCUGAACAGGGUGGAGGAUUUCAAGGAGUUUCAUGCCAAUUGCCUCAGCGUCACUCAAUAUCUGCAAAUGAAACUAUCAUCAGUGGAAAAAGGCAGAUGCUAUGUCAGCAUUAACAGACCCCAGCGUCCAGCCUCUUUGAAAAGAAAAUUCACCAGAUAUCUGAAGGCACCAAUAGAGACAAGUUCCAUCCCAGUUUUGUCAGCAGAUGCCACAGAGGAGGAGGAAGUUGAAGUGCGUGAAUAUGAAGAGUGCAUCCUACAGCCUGCAGUACCAUCCAGCAAUAAUUACAACAAUGAAAUUUUGAAAUUGUUUGAAGACACGGUGGACACUGAUUAUUUUAUCCAGGACCAUGACUACAUGUCGAUUGAUCCGUCCAUUAGGGAGCUUCUUGGACAGGAGAUGACCAAGAAGCAGAGAGUGAACCGAGACCAUGACUACUUUUAUGAAAAUCAAGUAAUCUCGAACGUUGCCCAUCAGGAAUUACUAGAUCACAAUUACUUCACGUCUUUGGGCCAUUUUGAAGAUAACUUUGUAAAUCUUCUGACCACAGUGGAGGAAGGGAAAUUUGAAAAAUUCAUAGAGCACAAUUAUUUUCUACCAUCAAGCUCACAUAGUAAAAAUUCUCUUGUUGCUGUAAAAUCAAUUGAAGUUGAAAAUCAUGAAAACAAUGAGGAAGACGCUGCAUUACUUGUGGAUCAGCAGUGUGAGAUGUGCGGAACUGUUUUUGUGAAUUUGAAAGGUCACAUAUGUUUGGCCGAUUUUGAGCAGCAGUGUGAAAAAUGUGGGAUCAUAUUUGUGACAAAACAAAAUUUUACAAACCAUUUGUGCUCGACUUCUGAUUUUGAUACAAGCGAGGUGGUCAAUAACAUAGUGCAAUGCGCUGAGUGUGGAGGGCUGUACAGAGAGAUGAACAAUCACAACUGUCUGGCUGAUUUUGACCGGCUGUGCCACAAGUGUGGGCUGGUGUUUGGGACUUCAAGGUUGUACCAUUAUCACAGUUGUUUUGUGAAAGUAAAUAGAACUUGUGAUUAUUGCCAAAAAACAUUGAAGUCGAAGAGGAAAUUCAAGGCUCAUAUCCUGACUCACUUGCAAAAUAUGCAGCGGGCAAAGAGCCCAUUCACUUGCAAAAUUUGCUGCGCUUCGUUCAGACGUCUUGCCUUCUUUCAACAGCACCUCCAAAAGCAUGACACAGCCCAAAAUUUAGAGCGUGGGCUCAAACUGAAUCAAUUAAAACUAAAUUUUGAAAUUUCUUCUGAGCCUAUAGGCAGCAACAUCAGGUACAAAUGUGACCAGUGUGAUAAGCGGUUUGUGAGAAACUCUAAUCUUGCCCUUCAUAGGCGUCUCCAUUCCAAAGCCUAUUCAAAAUUCACGUGUGAAGUUUGCAGUGCUAAAUUUCUCAAACAGACUGAUUAUUGCAAGCAUGUGUCAAAUCACUUGAUAAAUUAUAAUUUUCCAUGUGAUGAGUGUCCAAAAGGAUUUCAAUUUCAAAAAGAGCUACACAAUCACAAAGUGCGUCACUGUGCAAAUAAAAAAAUGCAAUUGAUGCUUAACGCACGAAAGAAAAAUAGCUUGGAAUAAAAAUUAAAAAACUUGUUAAAUAAACCAUGAUUCAAGAUUA